UCGAGGCUCCAACUCGACGACUUGGAAGGCAGCAGCCAUGGGAGGAGUCGCAGGCGAUGUGAGCUCCAGGAGCAGGGUGGUUGUGGUCGGUGGAGGAGUCGCCGGGGCGUUCCUCGCGAAGCCUUUGCAGUUUGUCGCCGACGUUGUCGUCAUCGACUCGAAGGAAUAUUUUGAGAUGCCCUGGACAGAAUUAAGAUCAAUGGUGGAGCCUUCAUUUUCUGGCAGAACACUGAUUAAACACACUGAUUACCUUAGUAAUGCAAGAAUUAUAACAUCUUCAGCAGUCGGUAUCACUGAAGACCAGGUGUUGACAGCAGAUGGAGAUUCAAUUACUUUUGAUUAUCUUGUAAUUGCCACUGGUCAUGCAUACUCAACUCCUAAAAGCAGAGAUCGCAGGCUUGAGCAGUUUGAACAAGACAGCCAGAAGAUAAAAUAUUCCCAGUCUAUUUUAAUUGUUGGAGGGGGUCCAACUGGUGUUGAACUUGCUGGAGAGAUUGCAGUUGACUAUCCAGAGAAGAAGGUGACCAUAGUCCACAAAGGGUCAAGGCUGCUGGAAUUCCUAGGGCCCAAAGCUUCUAAAAAGGCAUUGCAUUGGCUGACAUCGAAGAAAGUAGAUGUGCUCUUAGGGCAGUCAGUUGACUUGAACUCCAUUUCAGAAGCUGAUGGAGCAUACAUGACUUCAGCCGGAGAAAAGAUUGCAGCUGAUUGCCAUUUUGUCUGUAUUGGCAAGCCACUGGGAUCAUCAUGGCUUCAGAAUUCUGUUCUCAAGGAUUGCUUGAACGAGAAAGGCAGGUUGAUGGUUGAUGAGUGCUUCAGGGUCAGAGGUCGAAGCAACAUCUUUGCCAUUGGAGACAUCACCGAUGUUCCUGAGAUCAAAGAAGGAUACAUUGCUCAAAAACAUUCUGCGGUGGUGUCGAAGAACUUGCAGCUGCUGAUGAAGGGAGGGAAGGAGAGCAAACUGGUGAAGUAUAAGGCCGCUUCUGCCACGACCAUUGUGUCUCUGGGUCGAAAAGAAGGCGUGGGGCAGUUCCCGUUCGGCACGGUGAUCGGGUGCCUGCCGGGGCGGAUCAAGUCCAAGGACCUGUUUGUGGAAAAGACUAGGAAGAAUCUGGGUCUCGACUCCUGAUGGCCUAAUCUGAGAGAUGAUGAUGUGUUUGUGUUGCCUCCUUGUUGUGUUCUGCAUGUUUGUUGGGGUUUCUGCCGGUGUCAGAACUAUUUAUAUAUAUAGAUCAUGUUGAUGAGCUCAUAAGAGCUGUUUAAUA
Messenger RNA from Musa acuminata AAA Group (dessert banana), 1262 nucleotides. RefSeq lists its product as uncharacterized. The coding region runs from base 38 to 1126 and encodes 362 amino acids. Gene Ontology annotation, cellular component: cytoplasm. The transcript is spliced from 4 exons. Gene Ontology annotation, molecular function: electron-transferring-flavoprotein dehydrogenase activity; flavin adenine dinucleotide binding. The record is from RefSeq and is a predicted model, not a curated record. NCBI's taxonomy places the organism in Eukaryota, Viridiplantae, Streptophyta, Magnoliopsida, Zingiberales, Musaceae.